AUGUCAGACGAUGAAAAGAGGAGACACUCCGCCUCCAAAGGCAGCGCCGUCGCAGGCGACCAUGCCAGCAUUCAGUAUGGCAUCGACGAUAGCAUGGGCCAUCUCCACAGACGACUCAACAACCGUCAGAUCCAGCUUAUCGCCGCUGGUGGCUCCAUCGGAACAGCCCUCUUCAUCUCCAUCGGUGGAGGUCUCGCCAAAGGUGGCCCAGGCAGUCUCCUUAUCGCCUACAGCCUCUACUCUAUUGUCCUUGCCCUCGUCAACAACUCCAUCGCCGAGAUGAAUACAUACAUGCCCGUCGCUGGUGGAUUCGUUCGCCUGGCUGGCUACUGGGUUGACGAUGCCCUUGGUUUCCUCGCUGGUUGGAACUUCUUCCUUUACGAGGCUCUUAUUAUUCCAUUCGAGAUUACUGCCCUGACUUCAGUUAUUUCCUUCUGGAACGCUGACGCUCUCAACCCUGGCCCAACCGCUGGUAUCUGCGCUGCAGUCAUCAUCUGCUACGGUCUCCUCAACGUCCUUGCCGUCCGCUUCUAUGGUGAAUCCGAGUUUUGGCUCUCAGGUGGAAAGCUCGUGCUCAUCUUCCUCCUCUUUGCCUUUACUUUCGUCACUAUGUGCGGUGGUAACCCCCAACACGAUGCCUACGGCUUCCGACACUUUUCUAAUCCCGGCUCCUUCGCUACAUACCUCAGCCAAGGUGACAAGGGCCGUUUUGAAGGCUUCCUCGCCGCUCUCUUCAGCGCCUCAUUCACUGUUGUAGGCCCCGAGUAUAUCUCCAUGGUCUCUGCCGAGGCCCAGCGCCCUACUUUUACCAUCAAGAACGCCUUCAAGACUGUCUACUACCGAUUCUGCAUCUUCUUCGUCGUCGGUGCUUUGGCUGUUGGUAUCUGCUGUGCUUACAACGACCCUCUUCUCGUUGACAUUUACUUCGGCGCUGGUGGCACUGGCAACGCUGCUUCUUCUCCCUAUGUGGCCAAUGGCUCUGCCAAGGUCCUUGGAUGGUUGAUCAGCAUUGUCACUGGUGGCGGUCUCAUCACCUUUAUGGUUAUGAACAUUACCUUUAUCAACUACCACCGCGCUUGUGUUGCCCAGGGCGUCGACCGAAAGACCGAGCGUCCCUACUACGGCUACUUCCAGCCUUACGGUGCCUACAUCGCUCUGGUCAUCCAGUUCGUUAUCGUCCUCACCUACGGAUACUACGCUUUCCGACCCAAGUUUGACGUCGAGGUCUUCUUUCAGAACUAUUCCAUGCAGAUCCUUGCAGUCCUUCUCUUCACCUUUUGGAAGGUCUUCAAUAAGACCAAGUACAUCCAACCCCACGAGGUUGACCUGGUCUGGGAGCGACCCCAGAUUGAGGCUUAUGAGGCUACCUUUACCGAGCCUCCUGUUGGAUUCUGGACUGAGAUGGGCCAAUUGUGCAUGCCUUGCUUCUUUAAGAAGACAAAGAGAUCCUCACAGGUUUAG
Fusarium graminearum PH-1 is the source of this 1461-nucleotide messenger RNA. RefSeq lists its product as uncharacterized. The record is from RefSeq and is a predicted model, not a curated record. The transcript has 3 exons. The coding region runs from base 1 to 1461 and encodes 486 amino acids. Gene Ontology annotation, molecular function: amino acid transmembrane transporter activity. Gene Ontology annotation, biological process: amino acid transmembrane transport. Gene Ontology annotation, cellular component: membrane. Lineage: Eukaryota; Fungi; Ascomycota; Sordariomycetes; Hypocreales; Nectriaceae.